This is a messenger RNA of Zasmidium cellare ATCC 36951, 3126 nucleotides long. RefSeq lists its product as uncharacterized. The transcript has a single exon. The record is from RefSeq and is a predicted model, not a curated record. Gene Ontology annotation, molecular function: ATP binding; ATP-dependent protein folding chaperone. Bases 1 to 3126 code for a protein of 1041 amino acids. NCBI's taxonomy places the organism in Eukaryota, Fungi, Ascomycota, Dothideomycetes, Mycosphaerellales, Mycosphaerellaceae. Gene Ontology annotation, biological process: cellular response to hypoxia; endoplasmic reticulum unfolded protein response; negative regulation of hypoxia-induced intrinsic apoptotic signaling pathway. Gene Ontology annotation, cellular component: endoplasmic reticulum chaperone complex.
AUGCUACCCAUAGGCCGGCGGCGCGCUGGCGCUCUGUCGCCUCUCACAACAAUACUCGGCCUUAUACUCCUCCUCAUAAGCACAGCCAGCGCAGCGGUACUGGGUAUAGAUUUUGGAACAUUGAACAUCAAAGCCGCCAUCAUCAAGCCUGGAAUACCCCUGGACAUAGUCUUGACCAAGGACUCGAAACGAAAAGAGGUUGCUGCAGUGGCGUUCAAGCCUACCAAGGAUGACAAGGGAAAUAUCGUCGCGAAGUUAGGUCAAUUCCCGGAGCGAGCAUACGGCAGCGAUGCAUUGGCAUUGCAGGGCAGAUUUCCAGGAGAAGUUUUCCCCAACCUGAAACUGCUCUUGGGAAUGCAGUUUGGCCCCGAAGCGGACAAGACUUCGAGAAUAUACAGACAGCGCUACCCCGGCAUCCAACUGGAACAGGUCAAAGAGCUGGGCACAACCGUCUUCAAGAGCCAGGCAUUCACAGAUGACGUCUUGCCAUUCAGUGUGGAGGAGCUUAUUGCAAUGGAGCUGGCAAACAUUAGAAAAAACGCUCAGGCAAUGGCAGGAAAGGGAAGCUCGGUGGAUGAUGUAGUCAUCACAGUUCCUCCUUUCUAUACGGCGGAUGAGAAGCAGGCAAUUAUCAAGGCCGCGACCUUCGCUGGCUUCGAUGUCAACGCUUUGAUUUCAGAUGGUCUGGCUGUUGGAUUGGAUUACGCCAAGACAAGAACAUUCCCUGAAGUCACAAAGGGCGAAAAGCCAGAGUACCACAUGGUCUUUGACAUGGGCGCUGGUUCAACCUCUGCGACUGUUAUGCGGUUCCAGAGCAAGAGCGUCAAGGAUGUUGGUCGUUUCAACAAGACCGUUCAGGAAGUUGCCGUGGUAGGCGCUGGAUGGGAACGGUUACUUGGCGGAGAUACGCUCAACCAGCUCAUCGUAGACGACCUCGUGAAGAAGUUGUUGACCAAGCCUGUUUUGAAGAGCCGUGGAACCACUGAGGAUGAAAUCAAGAAGAACGCUCGCCUCAUGGCCCGACUGUUCAAGGAAGCUGAGCGGGCCAGACAGGUUCUGAGUGCCAACACGGAGACCAGCGUCUCGAUGGAAGAAAUCCUCCCUGAUAUCGACUUUCGGGCCAAGCUUACUCGUUCGGAUUUUGAAAAGCUUGCAACUGGAUUCGACGAACGUGUCGAGCGUCCGAUCAAGGAAGCGCUGAAGAUGGCGAAGCUUGAAAUCGAAGAUGUCAAAUCGAUCAUUUUGCAUGGCGGCGCGAUAAGAACACCGUUCGUACAGAGCAAACUCGAGGAGGUCGCCGGUGACGCUUCAAAGCUGCGUAGCAACGUGAACCCUGACGAAUCCGCGGUGUUUGGCGCUGCCUUCAAAGCAGCUGCACUUUCGGCAAGCUUCAAGGUCAAGGAGAUCCGAGAUUCUGACAUUGCAGGCUACGCCACCGGCCUCAUGUUCAUGGACCAGGAGAAGGAGAGGAAGAAGCCACUCUUUGGUCCUAACGCCCCAGUCGGCGCCGGUUCGACCACCAAGCAGGUCAGCUUCAAGGACAAGGAGGACUUUGCAUUCGGGUUUGUCCAGAAUGUUGGUGGUGUUGACCGCUCUAUCGUCCGUGUGCAAUCCGAGAACCUCACCUCGUCUGUUGAGGAACUCCAGCGACGGGCUGGUUGCGACAAAGAAUCGAUCAACACAAAGUUCAACGUCCGCCUGGCUCCACAGCAUGGUCUCCCAGACGUCACCGGCGGCAGCGUGAGUUGCGAGGUUGACCCAAGCGCGAAGAGUGGCAGUAUCGGCGACUCCGUCAAGGGCUGGCUUGGAUUUGGCAAGAACAAGGAACAAGAAGCACUCAGUGAGGAGGACGAUGGACCAGUCGAGCAGGUCGAUGCAACACCAUCAGCAAGCUCGUCAGGAGAGUCUUCGUCUGCCUCCGGGACAUCCUCAUCCAGUACCAGCAUAAAAUCGGCUGAGCCAACCAAGUCAGUUGAGGUCAUCCCUCUCCGGUGGUCUACUUCCCCUGAAGGUAACCCACAACCAACGGCGGAUGCAAUCAAGGCGAUGAUCGAUCGUCUGAAGGCGUUCGAUGAGUCUGACAAAGGUCGAUUCGCCCGUGACGAGGCCCAAAAUGCUCUUGAGAGUUACACAUACUUCGUCCGCGACUUUCUCGAGAACAAGGACUAUGAGGCUGCCAGCACGAAAGAAGAGCGUGAGCUGAUUGCCAACAAUCUCCAGCUGACGAGAGACUGGAUGGAGUCUGGCGAGCAUGCCCAAGCAUCAAAAGACACACUGAAAGAGAAGCAUGAGGCUCUCAAGAAGCUUGUAGAGCCUAUUCGGAAACGCAAGACUGAGUCAGAGAAGCGGCCCGAGGUGGUUGAUGGCAUGAAGAAGACGCUCGAUGAGCUGCAAAAGGGUAUCUUGAGGAUCGAAUCGGAAUCUGCCAAGGCAGCAGCAAGUCUUGCGAGUGCCGCAACUGCGUCAGAGUCAUCGAGCACCAGCGAGGUAACAGAGAGCGCUUCUGCUGAUGCAGACGAUCUUGAAGAGCCGGAGACCACGACCAAGGCCGCUCCUAAAUCCAGCGCAGCCCCAACCAACCCCUACGACAGCAUUGACCUUGUCGGAAUACAAGAGAUCUACACGUCGGUUUCGACUUGGUUCACGGAUAAGUUGGCCGAGCAAGACAAGCUCAAGCCAUACGAAGAUCCUGUCCUGCUCGUCAAGGAGAUCGAGAAGAAAGCGACCCAGAUCCAGCAGUCAUUGCAAGAUCUCGUCGACAAGGCUGCGAAGGCCAGCAAGCCCAAGCCGACGAAGAAGCCGAAGACCACCAAAUCGAAGACUGCCAAAAAGGAACAGGCCACAGCUGAUGACACCGACGAGCCCGUCUCACCUGAGCCAGCACCCGAAAACGACGCAGACGACAUCCCCGUAGCGCCAGCAGACUCAGAAUCCGAGCAGGUCCCUCUGCAAGACGACGAGGAGAAGCCAGCCAAGGGCCAGAAACAGAAGAAGGGCAAGAAGCCCGUCAAAGGAGGCGAGAGCAUAGAGGACAUGAUGAAUUGGAUGAAGAAGAACAAUCUCAAGGUGGCGGAGCCUGGUGACGAAGAUGACGCGCAGCCUGGCGGGAAACGCGAUGAGCUGUAG